This is a messenger RNA of Amoebophrya sp. A120, 633 nucleotides long. NCBI's taxonomy places the organism in Eukaryota, Dinophyceae, Syndiniales, Amoebophryaceae. The record is from the annotation of a GenBank genome assembly.
CCAAUCUUGUUUUGCGGUGCGCGAGAAUUUUCAGGCGGCGCCAUCUUUAGUUUUGAUGCAUAUAUCAACUUGCUCUAUUGGGGGGGGGAUAUCGCAAGGUGUACUCGUGUUCCGUGUUCUUGGGGUGCAUGCAAGAAGUGGCUUACUGUAUACGGAGGCUCAUAACUCUGUUGAUCGGUAGAUCUUGCCACUUGAACACUUGUGUCUUGCCUUUACCCGCGGGUGACAAAAAACUUCUUCCUGAUUGUUUUGCUCAAUCUUGAGCCAACGGCUCACAACAAAAUUAUACAGGUUGCAUCGUGUCUCACAUGUUCCAGGGUCUAUCUAGAUGUGAAUCAACGUAAUGAAACCUAGUGGCCGAUUGGCAAAAAAAACGGGUAGGCAAAAGUAAAAAAACAUUCCCCAAAAAAACGACUUCUUCAUGCGACUCGGCGAUAUCAGUACGAUGUACACGAUUCAGAAAAAAGCUCAACCGAGUAGUCACGACCAAGAAGAAAACUAGAUCUUGACCGAUGAAGAUAGGUGUGAACAUUCUGUGAACAACACUACUUACUGCCAAUGUUGUUGUCCCUCUUCCACUUCAUUUUCUUGACAAAGUUGAUGCAAAGGGAAAGUCAAAACCGCAAAUUUUUG